Molecule: messenger RNA, 543 nt
Organism: Hypoxylon trugodes
Lineage: Eukaryota; Fungi; Ascomycota; Sordariomycetes; Xylariales; Hypoxylaceae
Exons: 1
Coding region: 1-543 (180 amino acids)
Source: RefSeq, a predicted model, not a curated record
AUGUCGGACGAAAAGACUUCACGCCCGACGCCUCAGUCACUCCCAAAACUCACUAUCCCAACGGAACCCCGUCGAUCGGACCCAGAAGAGAUAACAAUAAGCCGCGUAGAUGACUUUCUGGGGUACUGUCAAAAGUACAAAAGAGCCCCUAUCACGCAUCUCCCUCUGAUCCCACCUCCACCAGCCACUCACUCGGGUUCGGAGCCAGAAUCAGCGGAAGGCAGCAAGAAAAAAGACGGUGAGACAAAGGAAGAUAAUCACGCUGACCCCGAUGUGCUAGAUACACUAGCAUUCACCGAACAUGAGUCAGACGAGCUCGAAAUUAAGCAAGCGCUGCUAGAGGAGGCAAAGAAGCAACACGAGAAAUGGUAUGCAGAAUUCAAUGUCGAUAAGAAAAGUCGCGAGACGUUGCAAAAAUGUAAACACUGGCGCCAAAUACGCGAGCAGUUAACUCUAGAGAUUUCCAUGAUUUGGGGUCGUAGGGAGAUUCGUAGGAACUUUAGGAGGGACGCGAAUCACAUUAAGGGGUUAGAGAAUUGGUGA